UUGAUGAGGGUCGUAUUGUUGGAGGGCAGCCAGCGAGUAUCGAUGAACAUCCGUACCAGGUAUCUCUUCGAUUUCACAAUCGUCACGUAUGCGGUGGCUCUAUCAUUAGCGAGCUAUGGGUCGUCACAGCUGCACACUGUGUCCAGAGCUUCUUUGUUCGAUCCAUUUCGAUCAAGGUAGGUACUUCCGACCUCACCGACACCAAUGCCACAGUGAUCAACGCGGCAGAAAUUAUCAUUCAUGAGAGGUAUGAGAGAAGAAGCGCGGAUUUUGACAUUGCUUUGAUUAAAUUAAGAAAGCCAUUGGUGUACAAUUCGCGAGUGGAACCAAUUCUAUUGGCGCCGUUAGCCGAUCAUUACAUGGCUGGUAGCAAGGCGAUGGUUACAGGUUGGGGAGCUUUGAGAAGCAACGGUCCACUGUCGACGAAAUUACGCAAAGUCCAAGUACCACUCGUUUCUAACGUCCAAUGUUCUCGAUUGUACAUGAACAGAAGGAUCACAUCGAGAAUGAUUUGCGCCGGUUACGUGAAUGUCGGUGGCAAGGAUGCGUGUCAGGGGGAUAGCGGCGGCCCAUUGGUGCAACACGACAAACUGAUCGGAAUUGUUUCGUGGGGGUUCGGUUGCGCGCGGCCAUCUUAUCCAGGCGUUUACACGCGUGUGACAGUUCUCCGAAGUUGGAUUACUGAGAAAACUGGUCUGUGAGCGUUUUGU
This is a messenger RNA of Apis laboriosa (Himalayan honeybee), 710 nucleotides long. RefSeq names its product trypsin-7-like. Gene Ontology annotation, biological process: proteolysis. The annotation marks the transcript as partial. Lineage: Eukaryota; Metazoa; Arthropoda; Insecta; Hymenoptera; Apidae. The record is from RefSeq and is a predicted model, not a curated record. The transcript has 5 exons. Gene Ontology annotation, molecular function: serine-type endopeptidase activity.